Messenger RNA from Acanthoscelides obtectus, 894 nucleotides. The record is from the annotation of a GenBank genome assembly. Lineage: Eukaryota; Metazoa; Arthropoda; Insecta; Coleoptera; Chrysomelidae.
AUGGAGACCAUCAAGGACCAGACAGCCAAAAUUGACAGCCUGACCGCCCAGGUAACAAUAUUACUAAAUUCAAAAGAAUCCCCUAAAGAACGGACAAAGACCCUGAAAAGACCACUGAGAAACGUUACUGAUGAUCAUCUCACAUCCACAGACGAAGACGUACAGACCGAAGGAUUUGUAAAAGCAAAAUCAAGUAGGAGGAAAGGCGACAAGGCUGAUCGAUCAACCCAAAACUUUCCUCCUCUUCCGAAUACAGGAUCAAUACCAUUUCACACCUCCCCCAAUUCAUCAAAUCGAAACACCAUUAAUGCCUCUACUACGAAGUCAGGGACCCCGUUAUCUACCUGUCAGGUGACUCCGUCAGCCGAUGUUACUUCUCCUCCGUCAUCUCGUCCAACCGUCGUGGCAUCAACACAACCCUCACGACAAGGGCGCAUAACCCCGAUCGUCUUACGCGACGGGACGAGAUGGCGUACUUUAAAUUUCAAGUUUAUUUCCCUAGGUAUUAAAAUAGAUCGCGCGGUUGCCGUCGAUGCAGGAAUAAGGAUUAUUCCUAAAUCCGAGGACGACUACCGUAAGAUCGUUCGCCUAUUCCGAGAGGAAGAAGUGCCCCAUCACACUUUUCCUCUCCCUUCAGAACGGAACAUCCAUGCGGUGGUUCGAGGAGUUCCCGUCAACUUUUCGGAUACUGAGCUUAAGGGAGAACUGGAGCAGAGGGGAUAUAGCCCUCUUCACAUCAUUCGAUUGAAGUGCAGCGGCGGCGCGCCCAUGCCUUGGGUGGUCGUGAUACUGCCCAAGACUGAAAAGUCUCAGCAAGUGUUCAACGAACACGAACUGCUGGGACUGGCCAUUCGAGUUGAGGUUCAGAAGAACUCCAGACUCAAUGGGCAGUGA